Paramecium primaurelia is the source of this 474-nucleotide messenger RNA. The record is from the annotation of a GenBank genome assembly. NCBI's taxonomy places the organism in Eukaryota, Ciliophora, Oligohymenophorea, Peniculida, Parameciidae.
AUGAUUAAGAAUAUUGACAAAAUGAAAAUUUAAAGAUGCUAUCAUCAAUAAUGUAGUAUUCUUGACAUUUGUCAAAUAAAUUGAAGGUAGCAUUUUGAAUAAGCCUACUCAAUUAAUUAAUACAAUACCCUCUUGAAGUCAUACGUGUUUAAUUUUUCUGUAGAUAUGAGUCACUUCAUAAGGCUUGGUGUGUCAUUUUGAUUGUCUAAGAAAACUCUCAGAAAAUAAGGUUAUUCAGCCGUGUAUUAGGGAUUCUUUCUAUCCUCUAGUUAAACUACAUCAUACUUAAGAAUUGAUUUUCUUGUUCAUAAUCAAUUAAAAGAUUUCGUACCAAUAAAGUCUGAUCAGAUCUUGAUGAAAUUGGCAUAAUAAUAGAAAUUGCGUCGAUUUAAAUAAUUAAUUCAAUUGAAUUUAAAUAUUCAAUUGAUACAAUACAUGGGAAGAAUAUAAAUUAAUGUCUUUUAGGGAGCAUGA